ACUAUUCUUUUUUCUUUUUUUGGUUAUUUUUGUUUGUUUGAAAUAUGUUUACUACAAAAACAAACAAAGUACAUUCUGUACCUGUUUUUCAAUCAAAAACAUUACAACAACCAUCUACUAUACAACAUGAUCAACCUGAUCUUCAACAAUUAUCUUCAUUAAUUCAACAAGUAUCUAGUCAAAUUAAUCUCAUGUUAUCACAACAACAACAACAACAGCAGCAACAACAACCACAACAGAAAAAUUCCGAAAAUACGAAUGGUCGUGAUAGAUUAGAGGAACAACCUACUUGUACAUACCAUAUGCCCCCUUGUCAUGCGUCACAUUAUCCUUCUUACCCCGUUUGUCGGAAUAACAACAAUAACAACAUGAUGACUUGUAUGCCACAAUAUCAUUAUCCAUCCUUAUCACAUUCUUUAUCCUCUUUGGUUUCUUCAGCACAUUAUCCUCCAUUACAACAAUCAUCCACUUGUUCAAAGGAUUUAUGGCAUCAACGACAACGACAACAUCUUCAUUGUUGUAAUUAUGACCCAUAUAUGUCAAAUAUAUUAUGCUCUUGUCAACAUCAACAUUAUCAUACACCUGGACCGAGCGACUCCAUUAACCCGACUAUCUCCUCCUCACCGCCUCCUUCAACAAAAUCAUCCAAAAUGACAAAUGUGGCAGAUAAUACUAUGACAACGACAACUUUAAGGAAUUCAUUAGGACAAUUCACUACUGGUACAAGAACAACACGUACUAAACGACGAUCUCCUACUGACCCUCUUCCACCUGUGCCUGAUGUCAACGAUGUUUCAAAUGGUAAUGAUAUCACGACAGACGAUCAUGUGGCUCAUCAUUAUCAUCCUUCCUCCAUUCUUCAUACUUGCGCAGAUAUUAGUCCUCCUCCACCUCCACGCUCUUCUUGUUCAUAUCCUGCAACAGCUGCAAUAACAACGGAGAAUUUACCAUCACAACAACAACGACUUUCUUGGACAGAAGUUUAUCGACAAGAACUAUUGGCUAAACAGGAUGCAUUGAUUUCACCUCAACCAUCUGCUUUUGAUACUUUCCAUAGUCCUCCUUCUUCUCCUCAACAACAUCUAUAUUCCCGAAGCAAGAAACAUGAUUAUUCUCAUUUGCGCAAUUGGUGGCAGCAUAACAAACUCAAAUGGAUACGAUUCAAGAAACGAACAAUUACUCCUGACAAAGCUUGUGUUUAAUUCGAUUCCAUCUUCUUCUAUUCCCCCCCUUUUUUUUUUUCUCCUAUUCCAC
This is a messenger RNA of Halteromyces radiatus, 1254 nucleotides long. RefSeq lists its product as uncharacterized. NCBI's taxonomy places the organism in Eukaryota, Fungi, Mucoromycota, Mucoromycetes, Mucorales, Cunninghamellaceae. The transcript has a single exon. The record is from RefSeq and is a predicted model, not a curated record. The coding region runs from base 45 to 1202 and encodes 385 amino acids.